Molecule: messenger RNA, 819 nt
Organism: Miscanthus lutarioriparius
Lineage: Eukaryota; Viridiplantae; Streptophyta; Magnoliopsida; Poales; Poaceae
Source: the annotation of a GenBank genome assembly
AUGAAGUUCGGCAAGAGCCUGAACAACCAGAUCGUGGAGACGCUCCCGGACUGGCGCGACAAGUUCCUGUCCUACAAGGACCUCAAGAAGCGGCUCAAGCAAAUCGGCUCCGGCGCCGGCGCCGGCGAGCGGCGGAGCAAGCGCCAGCGCGUGGGGGACGGCGGCGGCGGCUCCUCACCGGCGAUGACCCCGGAGGAGGCCGGCUUUGUCGCCCUCCUCGACGCCGAGCUCGAUAAGUUUAACGCCUUCUUCCUCGAGAAGGAGGAGGACUACGUCAUCCGGCUGAAGGAGUUACAGGACAGGGUGGUGAGCGCCGCGGAGACGGGGUCGGCGGAGGAGCUGCUGCGGGUGCGGAAGGAGAUCGUCGACUUCCACGGCGAGAUGGUCCUGCUCGAGAACUACAGCGCGCUCAACUACACCGGACUGGUCAAGAUCCUCAAGAAGUACGACAAGAGGACCGGCGCACUGAUCCGCCUGCCCUUCAUCCAGAACGUAAUGCUGGAGCCGUUCUGCGCUACUGACGUCCUGUACAAGCUCGUCAAGGAGUGCGAGGAGAUGCUGGACCAGCUCCUGCCGCGAAACCAGCGGUCUGUGCCAUGCGAAGACGACGGGAAAGAAGGCAGCGACAGCGACAACAAGCCGGCGAAGCCCAGCGCCUCGCUGGCCAACGGCAAUGGCACUGGGGACAUGGAGCUGGAGGAAAUCGAGGACAUGGAAAGCAUGUACAUGAAGAGCACGGUGGCCGCACUCAGGGCGCUCAAGGAGAUAAGGAGCGGGAGCUCCACAGUGAGCGCAUUCUCCCUGCCGCCACUACGGUGA